AUUUAGGAUUAUACACAUUCAUACACAUAUGCACUUCUUGUAUUUAAUAUUUAUAUGUAGAUGUAUUAAACCGCGAUAAAACAAGUUUUACAGCAAAGUUCUCUUUGUUGGCAAUUAUCAAAGUGCUAAUGAAUUCCAAAAGAUGUGUGUGUCUGUAUGUAAGUCUGUGUUUGUUAUACACAUGUGCGUAUAAUUUAUGCAGUUCUGAGCACGUAAAUGGAACAUUUUGAGUCUAAAUUUAAAUUUUACCUUAAAGGUUACAAAAUAAUAAACACUUUACAAAUAUUUGUAUGUCUAGAUGUAGUAAAUUACGAUUUCAUUAAUUAAUCCAUGUACUUUUUAGUGGCAGAAAUAUGGUUGUAUUAAGAUCAAUUUGCAACUUUUACAAAGCGAGAAGAAUAUUUUUCAAAAUCAAACUUUUACUGAGCAAAUUGAAACUAAAUAUAAUUUUUUUUUGGAUUGCAACUGUCAUAAAAAAGUACAUAUGUAUGUAAAUAUACCUAAGUAAAACCUGGUAUAUAAGGUAAUCAGUCGAAGUUUUGGGCCAAAAACGUUCCCACGACCAAUCCUAUCAACUCGGCACCAUUCCUUGAAAUUACUACAGGAAGGUUUUCUGCCGCUACAACAACAACAACAACCAAAAUCUAUUAUAUGAUUUUCAUACUCUAUUUAAAUUGAUAUUCGUCUCUCUGAUGGAUAAUAUUCCUUUGUAUAACGGUAAAAAAAACAUUCCUAGAACUUUUUUAUUUCAUUUUCAGUUCAGCACAAACUUGACACAUGCCUACUUUUUCCAUUAAAAAUAAACUAAUGUGUCCUGAUUAUUUAUACUGUAAAUAUAAAUGUUUUUACAUACUGUGAAUACAUUUAGCAGAUUUUUACGUGGAUUAACGAUGUCGAAGUAUGCAGGCACGUAAAUUGUUCGCUGUCAUGUCUGUAUGCAUAGCUUUUAUUGUUCUCGAAACUGCUUACGAAUGCAGGACACACACCAGAUAUUAAACUGCAUUGUGCAAAAUAAAACACCAUCAUUAAAUGUUUACAAAAAAUAAAAAAUUUCCAUGUCACUAAGUGACUAACUGACAUGGGUGUGCACAUGUGCAAACAUAAAUAUCUUUUGGCAUGUCGAGUCGCGCUUAACUAAUCAGUCCAACGCCAGCCACCGAGAUGACGCAGAGCAGCACCGAUUUCGCGCAGUUGUCCGCUACGCACAACAAUGCAAAUACCGCAAGCCGCAAAGAGAAGGAGGCAACUCCUGCAGCGCGGGCAGUGUCACCCAUAGCCAGCAGUCAAAAUUGUGAUAUACUCCUGAGUAACUUUCAAAUCAAGAAGAAACGCUAUCGCGUCUUGCUCAACUAUGACCACAUUGUUUGGGAGCAACUGCAGUCGAAGCGCAACAGCGAUGCGGACGCUGAGUGCAACUUGAAGCAAAGCGCAGUCUAUGGCAAAAACACGAAUGUGCUGCAUAUAAACGAGCUAAUCAGAGUGAGCAAGGGCAACACCAAGUCGGCGGCUUUGCAUAUUGCAGCACCGCAGCCAAUGGCUGAGUUCGAUGCGCACACCGCAAGCGAACAACAACAACAACACAGCAGUACGCCACCCACUGAACAGUAUCUUGCCUUAUCAUACGCCGCGCGCAUCGUGAACUCAGAGACAGACUGCAAUCGCUGGGACGUGCACAACCUGGUACUUUACAAUGCGGACGCGUAUGUGGUGCGGCAAUGGCAUGCGCUGCUCAAUAAAAUGCUGGCGAAUACGGCGCCGACGCGUCUGCGCGUGCGCCGCUUACUGGUCUUCAUCAAUCCGUAUGGCGGACGUCAGCGCGGCUUGCACGUCUAUGAGCGCCACUGUAAACCGCUGUUUCAAUUGGCUGGCAUCGACGCGUCCUGCAUUAUAUCGCAGCGUUCGAAUCAAAUCCGCGACAUACUAUUGAGUCAUGAUUUGUCGCCGUUUGAUGCAGUUUGCUGUGUUGGUGGCGACGGCACAGUGGCGGAGGUAAUUAACGGACUCAUCUUUCGCGCGAUAUGCGACGCGGGCUUAGAUGCGCGCCAGCCGCCGUAUGUGCCGAGACCAACGCUGCCCGUAGCUAUAAUACCAGCGGGUAGCACCGAUACGGUCGCGUACAGCUUACAUGGCACAGCGGAUGUGCGUACUGCGGCGAUACAUUUAAUUUUGGGUCAGCGGCGCGGUCUGGACAUUUGUAGCGUGCGCAAUCGUGAAGGUGUCAUACGCUUUUGCGCCAGUGUAUUAUCCUACGGCUAUUUGGGCGAUGUGGCGGCGAGGAGCGAGCGUUAUCGUUGGCUGGGUACCAAGCGCUAUGAGUUUGCCGGUGUUAAAACGUUCCUUACCAAUAACGGCUAUGAAGCGGAGCUGCGCGUCUUUCAGCCAAUAGGCGACAAAAAAUUAAAUGCCAUUGCGGCUGCACACGAAGAAGGCGCGAGGAGUGAAAACGUGUCAACUACAGAUGAUACAAUUUGCUAUACAAAUUGUACGCGCUGUGACGCGGCGUCCAUUGCACAGGCGGCGCUUGCAACGAAAUGCGCUUUAAUGCAGGAAGGCGUAUUGGCAAGUGCUACUGCGCCGACGCGUGUUGAAGGCGAUGAGCUGCCCACCUCUUCGAACGCCUCAUUGAAGAGCUGUGAUGAUAGUAACGACGGCCAAAGCAAUACAACGAAUUAUUUGGAAGUGGGUGGCACCGCUGCCAAGUUGCGUGGCGGAAAUAUGUGUGAUGCAAGUAGUAGCAAUGAAACUAUGGACUUUGAUGAUAAGAAGCAUAUAAAUUUGACGGACUGUGAUAAUAAUAGUGAAAUGGUGUGCGAUGCGGCAGAUGGCGAGUGCGCGCCGGAAAUAAAAAGUAAGGUCGAAAGUGAGUGGAAAACAAUAAAUGGUAAAUUUUUUAUGAUCAGUGGCGCGAAUAUUACCUGCGCCUGCACGCGUAGUCCCAACGGUGUGGCACGCUACAGUCAUCUAGGCGAUGGCUAUCUAGACCUGAUACUAGUGCGAAAAACCUCGCUGCUCAACAAUGUGCGAUUGCUCAUAAACUUAAUGGGGCGCAGCGGCGAUAUUCGAAAUUUGCCUUUUGUGGAAACCUAUCGCACCAAAAAGUUCUGCUUCCGUUCACCUAAUGCAAAUCUUGCGCAAGACUAUAGUAUUAGUGGUUCCUGUCAGCCGAUCGCUGAAACUGUUGACUAUGAUGACGACAACGGUUUGUCGCGCUGGAACUGUGACGGAGAAGUGGUUAACGAUCAGGAAUUAACUAUGAUUUCCCAUUGCCAAUUAAUCGACGUCUUCAUGCGUGGACCACACACAUAUAACAAACCGCUGAAGAGCGCUGGUAAAUCCUUGCUGUGCUGCUGCUGUGGCUGCUGCCGAAUUGAUGAAUAACAUAGCCAUAAUGUGUUGGAAGUUCUUUGAUACGCGAUCGAAUGCAAAUUAUUACAAAAGUUGGUGGGUACAGCAAUCGUUUGCUGUUUGAUAAGGAAAACUAUGACCAAUUUUCGCAGACUUCUCCUUAUAUAGAGCUGAAAGUAUUUCAUGUGUAGAUAUGUAUGAAAAAAAGUGUUGGAAACAUAAGCUUUAAGCACUAAAGAUUUUAAAUAAAUAUUUGCAAUAUGUAAUUUGAAAAACUAAAAUUGGUAAUCAAUACAUACAUAUUUCGUACAUACAUACAUAUAUACAAAUGUAUUUUAAAAUGCUACUUUUAUAAAAAUCAAUUUAAUAUCUAUAUAUUGUACAUAUAUAAUUUAUAUCUAUUAUAUUUGGUCCCAAUUUGUUACCAUUCCUAUUUAAGUUUAAAAAAUAUAUACAUACAGGUAUAAAGUAUUGUAAGCCAACAUUCCCAACAUUCGUAUGAGUAUUAAUUAUGUAAAAGUUGAUAUGAGUAUGUAUUUAUGUGAUUUAUUUAGUAAUAUUUUCACGAUGUUUUUAAUUAUUGUUUAAAGUUUAUGGUAACAUAUGUAUAUUAUUUGUAAGUUUGGUGACGUUAUAGUGGCAACGGGGUAUCGAACUGUUUAAUUUGUUUAACCGUUAAUGAUUAUUCGCCAAUAAAGAAACAAUAAAUGGAAAACAAAACAAACGAGAA
Messenger RNA from Bactrocera oleae (olive fruit fly), 4075 nucleotides. Lineage: Eukaryota; Metazoa; Arthropoda; Insecta; Diptera; Tephritidae. The record is from RefSeq and is a predicted model, not a curated record.